Molecule: messenger RNA, 414 nt
Organism: Impatiens glandulifera
Lineage: Eukaryota; Viridiplantae; Streptophyta; Magnoliopsida; Ericales; Balsaminaceae
Product: secreted RxLR effector protein 161-like
Exons: 3
Coding region: 1-414 (137 amino acids)
Source: RefSeq, a predicted model, not a curated record
AUGUAUAAGGUAUCUUACAAGAACAAUGUUGAGUGUUGGGAUAUCAAGAAGAUUCAUGGAGAUCCAAGUUAUACACAUUUAAAGGUCUUGAAGAGAAUUCUAAGAUAUGUUCGAGGAACCCUUUCACUUGGUCUUUUUUAUUCAAAAUCAGAUGACUACCGAUCAGUGGGUUACUCGGAUAGUGAUUGGUGUUGUGAUGUUGAUGACCGGAAAAGUACUUCAGGUUAUGUAUUCCUACUAGGGAAUACAAAUUUUACUUGGUUAUCAAAGAAGCAGCCUAUUGUAACUCUAUCGACCUGCGAGGUAGAGUAUGUGGUGGCCACUUGGAGUAAUAAUGAUGGGAUAGGAAGAACAUCACUUGAUGUCGAUGCAAUGAACGUUGCUACUGCGCAUGGAGGAAUUCCAAACCAAUGA